CCAGGCGCAGAGCGUGGUGUGUUUCUGAGCCAGCCUGGAGCAGCACAUGGAGAAGAUUCAGCAGCUCCACACUUAUCUCCUUCAGCACGGCGAGGAGAGGCGAGGACGGCGUGACGGGGAAUGAAUGAAAGUUUGGCUUCAGCCAGUUUGACUGACAGGUCGAGCCGCGCGCCCCGCACGCGUUCUUCCCUCGUCGCGCGUCUCUCGACUAUUUAUAUCAGCAGGCUGUAAAUGCGGCAGCGCUGGAGACUCCCGUCUGCUGUGGAGAAGCGCGGAGCUCUGUGAGAGAGCUGGAGAUCCGGGGACAGCCUCUCUGACUGGAGCUCACAGAGGAACAACAGAAACACUGACAUGGACCUGCUGAUAGGAGCUGACUGACUGACUGAUUGACUGAAUGAUAUGGCAGCUUCCAGUAACUCCAGUCUUUCAGGUUCCUCCCUCUCUUCUGAUCCCGAAGACUACCAGCCACCAAUAUGGAAAUCCUACUUAUACCAACUACAGCAGGAGGCGCCGAGACCAAAGAGAAUCACAUGUCCACAGGAGAUUGAAAGCAGGCCCAAGUACUAUGGCCGAGAGUUUCAUGGACUAAUCUCUAGAGAGCAGGCAGAUGAGCUGCUGGCCGGAGCAGAGGGGGCUUACCUCAUCCGAGAGAGCCAGCGGCAGCCUGGCACUUGCACACUCGCCUUGAGGUUCGGGGGUCAAACGCUAAACUACAGGCUCUUCUAUGAUGGGAAGCACUUUGUGGGAGAGAAGCGCUUUGAGUCGGUGCAUGACCUGGUUACAGAUGGCCUCAUCACUCUCUAUAUCGAGACCAAAGCGGCGGAGUACAUCGCCAAGAUGACCACCAACCCCAUCUAUCAGCAUCUCGGCUACACAUCCUUACUGAGGGACAAGAUCACGCACCGCCUGAACCGGGCACGCUCAGAACCCAAGAGAGUCACUUUCCAACAAGAUGAGAAGAUCUCCACCUCUCCAGUGGGCAGACGCAGUGCGCUGAAAGACGGGUCUGAGAAACUGUGCAACUAUGAGAAAGUCCACAACUUUAAGGUACACACCUUCAGAGGGCCACACUGGUGUGAAUACUGUGCCAACUUCAUGUGGGGUCUCAUUGCCCAGGGCGUACGCUGCUCAGACUGUGGACUCAACGUUCAUAAGCAGUGCUCCAAGCUGGUGCCCAGUGACUGCCAGCCGGACCUGCGGCGCAUCAAGAAGGUCUUCAGCUGUGACCUCACCACGCUGGUUAAAGCUCACAAUACACCACGACCCAUGGUUGUGGACAUGUGCAUCAGAGAGAUAGAAGACAGAGGACUGAAGUCAGAAGGACUGUAUAGAGUGUCGGGUUUUACAGAGCAUAUAGAAGAUGUGAGGCUUUCUUUCGACAGAGAUGGGGACAAGGCAGAUAUCAGCGCCAGUGCCUAUUCAGACAUCAACACCAUUACUGGUGCCCUGAAGCUCUAUCUGCGCGAUCUACCCAUUCCAGUCAUCACCUACGAAGCCUACUCCAAAUUCAUACAAGCAGCAAAAAUAAAUGACCCGGACGCAAGGUUAGAAGCAGUCCACGAUGGCCUUCUACAGCUUCCUCCUGCCCACUAUGAAACUCUGCGUUACCUGAUGUCUCACCUGAAGAAGGUCACCAUGUAUGAAAAGGACAAUCUGAUGAGUGCAGAGAAUCUAGGAAUCGUCUUCGGCCCAACUCUGAUGCAGCCGCCAGACCAGAACACACUCGCCAGCCUCAAUGACAUGAGGCACCAGAAACUAAUUGUACAGUUAUUGAUUGAGCAUGAAGAUAUCCUGUUUUAAACACUACAAAACAUCUGUAAAGAUUUUUAUACUUUAAACUGGACUGCAGGUGGUCUGAGUUCGGUGAAAGGUUUUUGGAGAGGUCAUCAGUCAAUGAAAGCCAUUAAUGAAACAUUAUUUUAGGCGGAAAACUGCAAAACAUGGUGCCGUUGCAUCCUGAGUUACACUCAAUGUGCUGUUAUACAUUUAAAUAAUUUUAGUUUAUAAUUUUACAUUUAAAUAAUUUAAAUAAAAUUAGUGCUUAUACACAGCGCUACUUUGAGUUAUUGUGCAAUCUCGAUCAGUUCAAAUGCUCUUGCUUUAUUUUUUAUAUGUAUUAUAAUUUAAUUUAAUCCCACGCAAAUCAACGAAAUAUUUUUGACUUCCUUAUUUCUUUGUAUGAUCCAGAGAAAAUAAUGUAAAAGUGCAGUUUCCCCAGAAAUCAAUCCAGUAUAAAUUACUGCAUGAUACAUGACUGAUGUUUCUGUGCUUGGUGCGUUGCACUGAUAACGAUUUUAUGGUCUGAUAAUUCAGAAAUUGGUUAAAUGUAUUAUUUGUAAUUAAAGUGGUAUGUACAGAAUAUGUACACAUUUGAAAUGUGUGCUACAGUGAAAACAUCCAAUAUGAAGCACUUUUAUUUUAUUUUUUGAAGAGUGUAAAUAUUUUCAUUAUUAUUUUUUCUGUGUUGUCAAAAACAAUACUUUUUAUCCCCUUUUUAUUUUUUUUUUCCAGAAAAACUGUAAAAAAGGCAUCGGUAACAUUCAGUGUGGUUCCUUUGUGCUUGUAUAUACUCCUGUAGCACACUGCUUGUUAUUAUCUAUAGGGUGGUACCCAUAAGAAGCGUAUUGACCGUCUCAGACUGUGAUGCAGGCAUGUGGGCCAUGUGGAUGGGGUGCUGGUAAGAAAUAAUCACAGCUAGUUCUGUUGCCUUUGUCUGUUGAAGUUGUUCAUUUGAUAUGAGACCUUUCUAAAAAAAAAAAUGUUUUAUGAAAAGUAUUUUCUGUGAAGAAUGUAAUUAUGAUUGUAAUUUAUCAAAUAAUGAUUUAUUAAAUUAUGUAAACCUGGUUUAUUAA
Astyanax mexicanus (Mexican tetra) is the source of this 2852-nucleotide messenger RNA. RefSeq names its product chimerin 2 (gene chn2). Gene Ontology annotation, molecular function: GTPase activator activity. The record is from RefSeq and is a predicted model, not a curated record. NCBI's taxonomy places the organism in Eukaryota, Metazoa, Chordata, Actinopteri, Characiformes, Acestrorhamphidae. The transcript is spliced from 13 exons. The coding region runs from base 400 to 1800 and encodes 466 amino acids. Gene Ontology annotation, biological process: signal transduction; positive regulation of GTPase activity; regulation of small GTPase mediated signal transduction.